ACUGAGGCAGUGUGUUUCGAGUCGGGCGCGCGCGCGGGCUAUGUGAUGGUGGAGGAGGUGCUGUGCGCGCGGAACGGGAGCGCGGAGAGAGCGGAGAGAGCGGGCAUGAUGCUGCUGGAACCCGCAGCUCCCACCGCCACCACAGUUGCUAUGGUGCAUGAGCUCUUUCCCACAGUAGAUGUCCCUGAUCAUGCACACUACACUAUUGGUGCUGUGAUCUUCGCCAUCGGCCUCACUGGCAUCGUCGGCAACUUUCUGGUCCUCUACGCUUUCACCAGGAGUCAUACUCUACGAACACCUGCCAACAUGUUUAUAAUAAACCUGGCCAUCACAGACUUCUUCAUGUGUGCCACCCAGACUCCAGUUUUCUUUAUAUCUAGUAUGCACAAGAGAUGGAUCUUUGGAGAAAAAGGUUGUGAGCUGUAUGCCUUCUGUGGGGCUUUGUUUGGGAUCUGCUCCAUGAUCACACUCAUGGUCAUUGCAGUAGAUCGCUACUUUGUGAUCACACAACCCCUGAACUCCAUCAACAUGCUGUCUAAGAAGAGGGCACUACUUGUCCUGACAUUUGCCUGGGUAUAUUCUCUGGGCUGGAGUUUGCCACCUUUUUUUGGCUGGAGUGCUUAUGUUCCUGAAGGUCUGAUGACUUCUUGUACAUGGGAUUACAUGACUUUUACUCCCUCAGUUCGGGCAUACACAAUGCUGCUCUACUUUGUCUUCUUCAUUCCUCUAAUAAUCAUCACUUACUGCUACGUCUUCAUCUUCCGUGCUGUUCGAAACAGCAGCCAAGAUGUUAGGAAGAUGAACAGGAACAAUACCAGAGACACAUUGAAGAGAUUCAACAAGAUGAAGAAAGAGUGGAAAAUGGCCAAGGUUGCUCUGAUUGUCAUCAUGUUGUUUGUUAUCUCUUGGUCUCCCUAUUCACUUGUGGCCCUUACAGCCUUUGCUGGGUAUGCAGAUAUGCUGACACCAUAUAUGAACUCAGUGCCUGCUGUGAUAGCCAAAGCUUCAGCAAUCCACAAUCCCAUUAUUUACGCCAUCACUCACCCCAAAUACAGAGUGGCUAUAGCGAAGUAUAUCCCAUUUCUGCGUGUGCUGCUGUGUGUUCCUCAGAGGGAGCUCCAGUCUUUCCACAGCAGUUUUAUGUCUACCAGAUACUCCAUUGUGACCAGCCGAGCUUCAGAUGUGUCUCGGAAUAUGUCCCAAAGCAGAACAGCCAAAUCCUCUGCCUCCGACAUAGAAUCUGAGGAAAAUGACCGCAUGGACAUUCCUGCGAUCCAAAUCCCCAGAAUUGUCCCAUAACCAAGUCUGGACUCUUACUGACCUCUGUGAAUUGACAUUGUGUUAUUGUGUUUUUUGCUGUGUUGAUAAAUUAGUGAUUAGUUUGUGAUUGUUUUUGAAAAAAGAAAGUAAUGUCAGGCUACUGGUACAGAAAAGAAGUAACAAAUAAUCCCCAGCCAAAGAUUAUUUAUUUUUUAUUUUGUUUUUAUUCCAGUGGAAUUCUAUUAAUUAUUAUUUCUGCUACUUGUGUAUAUUUAUGGGUAAGUUAACACGUAUGUAAAUGUAAAAAACAAGGAGUUUAAGUGGAUUUAUCAGUGUUCUGUAAAUGUGGUUGUUCUUAUUUAUUUAUUUCUAUUUUUUAAAUAAAGCUAUAACAUUCUUUGA
Messenger RNA from Silurus meridionalis, 1662 nucleotides. It is a transcript of the gene opn4a, whose product is annotated as opsin 4a (melanopsin). Gene Ontology annotation, cellular component: membrane. Gene Ontology annotation, biological process: visual perception; G protein-coupled receptor signaling pathway. Gene Ontology annotation, molecular function: G protein-coupled receptor activity. The record is from RefSeq and is a predicted model, not a curated record. Lineage: Eukaryota; Metazoa; Chordata; Actinopteri; Siluriformes; Siluridae.